Molecule: messenger RNA, 1248 nt
Organism: Aplysia californica (California sea hare)
Lineage: Eukaryota; Metazoa; Mollusca; Gastropoda; Aplysiida; Aplysiidae
Exons: 2
Coding region: 1-1248 (415 amino acids)
Source: RefSeq, a predicted model, not a curated record
AUGAGACAGCGCGCCAACAGACAUCACUUCGCGCCAAGCCACCGCCUGUCGUCUGCAGCCAUGACACCUGUGACCAUGACCUUCUUCCACGACGACCCCCCACCCCCCUACCACCCCACAAACCCCAACACAGCUAUUAAUAGUAACGGAACAGGCAGAGCAAAAAGACGACCAAUAUUCUAUAAAUUCCUCAACUUUUUCCGAACUUCUGGAAAUUCCGCUAUGAGGACUGAUGCUAAUAAUACACACGCCGGUAAUGACGUCGUUAGUCGAAACAGACAUGGCGUCGGUUCUGGCGCUCGGAGUUCUACAGAUUCGACUCUCAAUCUGAUCAACUCGAGAAUUUCUUUCACUGACGUUUUACGAGCGAAUUCAGAAGCAGGGGAGGUUAUCAUGGAUAAUCCGUUAAGAGCGUCAGUCUCCAAUGAUUACCAAGAGUUACCGGACGUCUCAACGAUUCGCUCUGCCCCGAGGAGGGAGGCGGAGGUAGUGGACGAUAAUGAAGGUAGUAUAUUCGACGAUAUUAUUGAGGAUAGCAAUUACAACGAUGGUGUUGUUGAUGAUGAUAAUAAUCCGCCUGGAGAGGUGCGAAAUCCAGACACCGAUUCGGACAGAGACGAGAGAGAGGAGAGGCAACCGCAUACAACGUUAACCACAAAUGGCUUCCUCGGUCGCCAUGGUAACUCACCACUCCCUCCUCUGCCCCCUUCAACACUUCCGCCGUCAUUAUCGUCUGCACAGAGUACGUCACUUUUCCCCCAUGCCCCGUCGCCUCCUCCUGCUAGGAAUGCAAACAUUGUUUCUAAUGAGAAUGACGUCAUGAAUAGCGGGAGCGUCCCUAGCAACGAGGCUUCGCCGUGUUUCAACGGUACAACGAAUGGUGUUGCACAAAGUGGCGUCCUUGACAACCAUACAAUGAAAGUGAAAAGUUUUUCCCAGCAGUCUUCGGUAGAGGUGAGGAACUCUCGUGAUGCAUGUUUAUCCCGGCCAUCUCUUCCAGUCCCACGGUCAUCGUUACCAUCAUCGUCGUCAUCGUCACGGUCAUCGAAUCAAGAAGCAAACAACGGCCGCAGUACGAGCAGCGGUGAUAACGCACACCGCCAUCAGAUUGUGACCCCCAUGGCAAGCGUGGACGAAGACGGCUAUCAGAUCCCACACCUAGUCAGAAUCUACGACAGACCGGAUCAGAACCAGGAAGAGCAUGACCCAGUCUACCACAGUCUCAAAUUUCACAAGGAAAGCUCUUAA